CCAAGCUUUGUUCUUGGCCGUCUACCGUGUAUUGACUGCCACGUUGCAGAGAUGGACCUUUAUUAUUGCGCGUGCCCUAGCUCUACCGAGGACAAACGUGCCGCUGCCGAGAAAGAUAUACGAAGGCUAAAGAGCAAUUGGCUGUUUCUAAUGUUUGUAUCUAUCUUACGAGUCAUAAACUACAUCUGUGUCAUACCAACCAACCAUCAAUUCAUCAUAAAUCCCACUGCAGAGACCCUCAAUAUCACUGAUGAGAAAGUUGAGCCAGGUCUGGAGCAAAGUGAGACUUUCUACUCACUGACCUAUGAGGCACUGUUUGUGGGGCACGUGAUAGCUGCAGUGGCUACUGGUCUCCUCUUUAACCAUAUCCCCACCUGGUACCUGUUACUGGUCUCUACACUCUGUCACAUUCUCGGCUACCUUCUCUAUGCACUGGCCACCAGUGGCUGGAUGAUGAUACUGGCUCGUGCCCUAGCUGGUCUUCAAACAGGAUCAGUAGACUCUCUUGUAUUUGCCUAUUACUCUGUGAGCUUUGAGAAAUACACAGAGAAUCUGAAGACACUUGACCGGUUUGAAGAGACAACUGCUAAAAAAGUGAAAGGCUACCUAUUCAGUAGUGCUUGCAUUGCAUAUGCCAUUGGAUAUGGACUUGGCGUAGGGUUCCCAGCAAUCUUGGCUCAGUUUCCAGAGACUCCACAGUUCAGAACGGCUGGCUGGUUCUGUGUGGCUGCUGGAGUGACAGUCUUACUUCUCCAGUUAGCUCUCUUCCAUGGAGAGUGUGCCGGGAAAUGUAGAACUCAAAAGAUGUCCACAGAGAAGCUACCGUCAUCAUCUUCAAACUGCAUCUGCAAGAUAUUUGCACCAGUGUAUGUCAUACUUACUGGAGGUCUGAAGGCAAUACGUUACAUUUUGGUUGAGGUUUUGCUCAACCCUAUCAUCAGUGACUCGUUUGGGUUUUCUAUCGAAGACAGUGCACUCUUCUUUCUUGUUGUCUUUACCAUGGCUCCUGUCAUUGGUACCACUCUUCUGUAUCUACUUCAGUAUCUCAAGUUUCGAGGUUAUGGUCUGAGUGUGUUGGGGUUGAUGUGUACCACAACUGCACUGCUGAUAAUGACAGACUGGCAGGCCAUUGGCAGUGACGUCUGCACAGAGUACAGUCUGUUCCAAAAUCCACAGCUGGCCGACCAGUAUAGACUACAACUGGCAGAGUCUAACGUGUCAGAGUCUGGGAUGGUGAGUAUCCAGAGUCUGCAGGUGGUGGAGGAAGAGGUGUACCAGCUGGCAGUCAACAGGUGUGAGUCUGCAGGGGAACACUGUCACUGGAUACCCAACUCACAUGUCACAGGCAAACACUGCAGUGACUGCCAGCCAAUCUGCAGGAGCACCACACACACUCUCAACUUUGUGCAGUUCAUAGUUGGAAUUGUGCUUUUCCUUUCAACCUCAUCUCUUUUGUACAGUGGGUCAUUCUUGCUUCUAUCAGAAUCUGUCAGCCAAAAAUAUCAGGGUAUCAGUACUGCUUCUAUGGUGGCUCUAGAAGGGAUAGCAAGGAGUGCCUUUCCUCUCAUAUUGGAUGCUGUUUAUGAAGGUCAGCAGAAGAGGACCUACCUGUCAAUGUUGAUUCAAGUUGGGAUAUUCCUACCACUGCUGGUUGGACUCCUCCUCCUCUAUCCCUGGCUGGCUGGGAGUCACAAGAUACAGUACACAUGUACUAAAGAGAUGGAGAAAGAGAAAGACUAAAUUCCCAUUAAUUUGUGUACAUAACAUAGUAUGGCAAGCAGAGCGAACAUAUAU
Geodia barretti is the source of this 1794-nucleotide messenger RNA. The record is from the annotation of a GenBank genome assembly. Lineage: Eukaryota; Metazoa; Porifera; Demospongiae; Tetractinellida; Geodiidae.